This is a messenger RNA of Dendrobium catenatum, 817 nucleotides long. Its product is annotated as early light-induced protein 1, chloroplastic-like. The transcript has 3 exons. The coding region runs from base 96 to 641 and encodes 181 amino acids. The record is from RefSeq and is a predicted model, not a curated record. NCBI's taxonomy places the organism in Eukaryota, Viridiplantae, Streptophyta, Magnoliopsida, Asparagales, Orchidaceae.
CUGAACCAACCAUUUUCGUAAAGCUCUUCGAUCCUCGACAGUACUAUUACUCUUAACAUUCGAAACUUAGAGGGUUCCACACUACCACCAUUGAAAUGGCUACAACAGUGUUUGCCGUUUCACCGUCCUACGCGACCGGAAUCACGUCACGUGGCAUCAUCAUACGAAGUAAGACACCAUCUCUACUAUCAUUGCACCGCCGCAGCACAGCAGCCGGCGGUGGCCGGACCUUCCAGUGCCAGGCAAAGGAUAACUCUCAGGAUGCCGAAUCCGGACCCGUCCUCAACCUGCAGGCCAAGGCCAAAACCUUCUGGGAAGCGCUGUCGUUCAGCGGACCGGGCCCUGAGCGGAUCAACGGCCGGCUUGCCAUGAUCGGGUUCGUCUCCGCCAUGGCAGUCGAGUUAGCUGCAGGAGAGGAUUUGGCAGCUCAGCUCGCAAACGGCGGCGUGUUAUGGUUCGCCGGCACGGCGGCGUUGCUCUCGGUGGCGUCGCUGGUUCCGUUAUUUCGCGGCGUGGACGCGCCGGACCGGUCCAAUGCGCCCAUGACAGCUGAAGCGGAGAUAUGGAAUGGCCGGUUUGCUAUGCUGGGGCUUGUUGCUCUUGCUGUCACUGAGUAUGUUAAGGGCGGCCCACUUGUGUAGGUUUCUUUGUAGUAGAAGUCUUGUUGUACGUUCUGUCAUACUUCUCUGUAUAAUCAAAACUCAGUAGUCAAUAUGAGUUGAUGAGAUCUUUAAUUGUAAAAGAAUGUACAACCUACUUGGGGAUAUAAAUAUAAUGAAAAUAUAGUUUAAUAAACGUAGGUUUUAUUUUGGACGAA